Messenger RNA from Xyrichtys novacula (pearly razorfish), 14201 nucleotides. The record is from the annotation of a GenBank genome assembly. Lineage: Eukaryota; Metazoa; Chordata; Actinopteri; Labriformes; Labridae.
GUUUCCUGGAGAUCCUAGUGUAAACUUUUGCGCUGAUUGCUACUUGCAGUUUCUCCCCUGUGACAUAACUGUCUGUCUUUUCGGUGGAUUUUACUUGAUUCCUUACUUUAGCCCUGAACCUCUCAAAGCUUUGGACAUCUCUCUCUCCACCAGGAGCAGCUCUAACUGAGUUGAAAUCCAACCAUGCAAACACAGAGGAUAUGGAUCAUGUUCGUUUGUCUUUACUGUCAUGUCUUUUCGGGGCAAUGCUUCAAGUAUUUGUCUGGCAUGACGGGGAAAUUGGAAACUUUGCCUGAGAGACAUGAAUUAGGCACAGCGCAUGUUCGUCAACCUCGAGCAGCUUUGCCAGAUCCAAACGGCUCGAGGACAUCUCUCCCUGCAGGUAAGAUUUUAUUGAUGUCUUUUAAAUACUGUCCAUUUUUUUUUCAAAUAAUUGAGGUGUUAAUUACUUGGAUUUCAUGGGUUUUAAAGCUGCAGUAAGGAAAUUAUGGUAGGUGUCAAAUUUGGCGCCCUCUGUGGGCAAAGAUAGGUCAUAUUUUAUGAUUAAAAACUGCUUCCUACCUUCUUUUUAAACUCAAAUAUGUCAUAAACUGUGGACAUUUGCAAUCAAACAUGUAAAGACAGGUAGUUUCUUUAAUGUGCUGUCAGUGUCUGGUCUGACCCGUCUCCUCGUAGCUGUUUAAGGCAUGAAACAGUCUGAUUUUAAGAUAAUGGUCUUGUUUGCUUUUGUAGGUUAUCAAGAGGCCCCAAUAUUUAAUUUCACUCUUACAACUAAUUGGAAAUUCCUCACAGGAGCUUUAAGUUAUUUGUAAAAAAAACAGCUUGUUUAUGUAACUUGAGAGUUUUGAGGAACAGGAGCUCCCAACUGGAACUUACUAGAUACUCAUUUUUGUCUGCCCACCACUGGAACUGUCUUUAAACAAAACAUGGGAACUUUUUCUUACCCACAAUUCCCCAGUUUUACAAACUGACUCAAUCUGAUCUUUGCAGGAUUUUAAAACACUGAGAAUAACUGGUACCUUUUUGUCCCUUUAAAAUAAGAUCCUUGGAUUCAAAGGUUUGGGUGCUUCUGGUGUAAACAUGCCCUCUAAAGUCUUUUUCUUCUAUCUGAUUUUUUAUGAAGAGGGUAAGAACGAAUGGCUCCACAUGGAAGUCAAAGCGGCGAGAGAGAACCGAGGAGUCGAUCGGAGGAAAGAAGAGGCUGAGAGAAGAAAAAGAGGCACCUGGGGGAAGAGGAAACAUGCAGAAACAGUGGAGGCCAACGCAUACAGAAUAGUAGGAUGCCUGUUUUUUUUAAUUAUUUUUUUUAUUUUUACAAAUGUCAUGGUACAGCCUGAAACUGUGCUGGUCUCCUGCCCCUUGCAGGCUGGGUUGGGGCGACCCUUGAUGGGCUGGAAGAGACGAGGGAGAGCGGAGCAGGAAACCGGCACUCUGAUCUCUGUGCUGAAGGAGCUUCAUGAUGAAAAACGGCGGCUGAUGGAUGACGGGAAAGCAAAAGAGGUAGAAGAUGAUGAUGACGAUGAUGAGGAGGAGGAGGAUGAUGAUGAUGAUGACGAUGAUGAUGAUGAUGAUGAUGAUGAUGAAGAAGAAGAAGAGGAGGAGGAGGAGGAGGAGGAAGAGGUUUGCAUUUGAAUUUGUAUUUUUCUCAAAGCUCAUGUAAAAGGAUGUCUGUGAUUUUACUGUUUCCAACUUUUCAUUCCAGGAAGAGGAAGAGGAGGAAGAAGAGGAAGAAGAGGAGGAAGAAGAAGAGGAGGAGGAAGAAGAGGAGCCAACUGAGGCUCCUGGUAAUCAAACAGAAACGUACUCCAUCCCUACUCCGACUCGGUACUCUACAGAGUCUCCUCUCACAGAAUGUCAGACCACAAACAGAGAAAUCAACUGCAGGAGCAGGGGCUUGACUCACUUACCAAUCAUCCACAACAAGGAGGCCACCAAGCUGGAUGUCGCAGGUGUGUUUGUGUGUGUAUCUGUGAGCAAAUGUGUUGUUAAAUAACCUUGCAUCUAAUUUACAGAUAUAUUUAUUCAUGCUUUGCAAUUUCUGUUUAAAGAGAACAACAUCAGAGUCAUUACUCCACAAGCUUUCUCUGCUCUACCGAUCCUGGACACUCUAGACCUCAGCAAAAACCAACUGGAUGAUGAAUCAUUCAGCCAAAACCCCUUGUCUGUGAGUAACAACACUCUGUGAGCACAUUAUCAAUUUAAAAACAAUCAGCCAGCAACCAAACCAGAGUCAACUUUUCAUAAUCAGUUUCACUAAUCUAGUCUCAAACCUGCAGGUCUAAACUCGGGGAACCAGUCCAGCCAGCUUUACUUGCAGGCAACAGUCCUUACUUCGCCAUCACUAUCGUCAUUGUUUUUUUUUGCCAUUGUUUCUCGAUGUGUGUCUUUGAUUUUUAACUUUACUCUUGAUACUUGCUGACUGUCUGUGUAUAUUUUUCAAGACCAAAUGUAAUGAUGAGGUGAAGUGGAGAUAAUGGUAAAAACAGAUAAAAACACUUAAAGAAAAGCAAAACCUUCAUGGUACAAGAUUAUUGAAUUAAGUAUUGUGAGGAAACUAGACAGCAUCCCCCUCACUGAGGUAUAAGAAAUCACACACAGAUGCAUAUUGACUUAUAAAAUCAACUUCAGCUAACACAGGAAUGUGUUUUUUUGUUUAUGAUCUCAUUUAUGUAACCUCUUACUAAUAUCCGAGUGCACACAUGAAGAUGCAGCCACAGGACUCCAGCAGCCAUGUAAGGCUGAGUUAAGGGGUUCAGAGGAGAGGGAGGAGAGGGAGGAGAGGAGUUAGAGGUGAUAUUUUGGUAGGUUUGGCUUGUUUAGGUUUUUCUCAGUCUAUUAGAUGUUUGUCGUCAGCUGUAUUAGAAUAUCAGUCCAUUAAAUUGUGUUGUUACUUGUGUAUAUUUUUCAUUGUAAAUAUGUUUUAAAGGCCUUUAUGAUUUCACUGGCGAGGGAGGAGACUUGAGAGUAGAGAAGCUAGGUGAGAAUAGGGCAGUGAGUGUGUGAGAGGGUGGAGAGGCAGGUUGUGUCUCUUCUGCUGGCCUGCUGCUGCAAUUAAGGGGGAUCAGCUACACCUGGGAGUGUGACUGGCUACCAGGAGUAUUUCUCAGCUGCAUGUGAUUGAUUCUCUGUAGUUUUUUUGCAAGCCAGAGCUCUGGAACUGGUUGUCUCAUGCUCUUCAUUUGCCAUCCUGCUCCACACCUUUUUCUGCCCUCCGUUCAUCCUUUUCAUAUUCAUUUUUAAAAUCUUACCACUUUUUUGACAUAUCUGUCAGCGUAAAACAUUUUUUUUUUUUUAACUUUAGGUCUUUCUUCAUCUAAUCAUGCCUCAAAGGCUAAAUUGAAACAACAUAUUUUAAUAAUUUUAUCUCAAAUAGUUUUAGUUUUAAAUGUCAAACUAGCAUUGACACACACUGAGAAAAUAAUAGUACAAAACAACACUGUAGUACUUAUCACUACCUGCAGGUGGUGCUCAUGUCUUUAGUAAAGUCUUCACUUCCUUUUCCAGCAGGUGGCAACACUCACAUUCCCACACCUGCACUUCCAAACUCCUGAAAUAACCAUUUUAUAUCCAACACGUGAGGAUGAUCCUGUGAAAAACAGCUUUGAUACUUCUCCUAGAAAGACACCAACUGUAGGGAAUCUGCUGCCUGCUAAACAUGAAUGAGUGAGUUAGUGAGUUUCAGGGAGGUUUUAUGAGUCACUUGUAUCUAAUUAAGAUAAAAACGCUGGCUGCAUCCUGUAUGAUUACUGUAAUAAAAGAGCAGAAGUUGCAUUAACUAAUCCCUUCCAAGAAUAUCCUCCUAGUCUAACCUCCAAAUGACCACACACCAAUCUUAGAUCCGGACCAAUCAUUACCCUCUGAUCGUUGGCAUCCUCACACAGGAUUGGCUGGACAGACCUGUCGGAAAAAAAAUCUGCAGCCAGUGUGUGGAAUUUAAAAAGAGUUAUUUAUAGUUGAAGAUAUUUCCUUACUUUCUGCUCAAUUCGCUGUAAUGACAGGGCUGAUGAUGGACUGGUUUUAUGGAUACUGCACGAGAUUCAGUCUGCUGCUUAACUUUACACAAACCAACCAACCACAGCAGCUGUCACUAGAGAGAUUUUCUCUUGUUUAAGACAUGAUGGAAAGUUUUUGUUUUCACUUGUUUCCAAAAUUUUGGUGUUUUCCCCUCACAUUUUUUUAUGCUUCCUUUCAGAGCUUGUCUUUCCUGAAGAAGUUGAACCUGGAUGACAACCAGCUCACCAGGGUUCCAGCUCUGCCUCCAUCUCUGGAAGAGCUUAAAAUGAACAAAAACAGGCUCACUGAACUCACUCCUAACUGUUUUAAAGGUAGGCUUUAGCGUCUAUAUCAUUAAAAGAGAGUUAUAUUGUAUAAAAGUGCUUCUAAUAUAAAAUAUAUACAUUUAUUUCUCUUCAGGAUUGGUAAACCUGCUGAAUCUAGAGCUGGAGGGGAAUAUUCUACAUGAGGGAAGUGUGUCUCCAUCAGCCUUCAGACCACUACAGAAACUUGUUGACCUCCAGCUGGACAACAAUCGCUUCCGCUCCCUCCCAGUGGGCCUUCCUCCUUCACUUCAGGUGCACUGAUAGCAUUUAAGUGGCAAAUUAGAUAACUAUUAGAACUAAUCCCUAAUCCAGACACUGAUUUAUGAUUUUACUUUCUUAAAGGAGCUUGAGAUGAAUGAAAAUCAGAUCAUGGAAUUGAGAUCAGAGGUACUGAGGGGCUGUGUUCAUUUGAGAGUGCUGGACCUGAGUCACAACCUGCUGCACGAGCACAGCAUCGAAUCUGACGCCUGGACCCACCUAAGGUAUGGUAAACCAUCCAUCCAUCCACCCAUCCAUACAUCCAUCCACUUUGCAAUUUUCCCAUCUUAUCACCACUUAAUUCAAUCAAUCAUCCAUGUAUUUUUUUCCCAACCAGUCCAUCCAUAGAUCCCUUUUUUUCAUCCAAUCAGCCAUUCACUACUAUAAAAAAAUAUAUUUAUAUUAUCCAAUCCCACUAUCUACCACAAGAGGGCGCACUGGAAUUGUUUGAAACUUGGCAGUAAUUUUCUCAUGUUUAGGCAGAUACAUGUCAAACAAGUGUGGUACAUUAUAGAUCUUAGAUAAGGAGUUGAUUUAUUAAGUGAGGGAUGAGAUUUUUAUCUAUAAAACCUCAUUUUUCUCUCGUCUAAAUCUGAUUCAUCCUCAAAAGUAAACCAAAAAUUCAUUAACUUAUUUGAUCUUUUCUUCCUUCUUAAAAUUUUAGCUUUAUAUUUGAACACAAAGGCAGAUUAAAUCUUUAACUUUCACUCUCUUGCUUUUUUCCUCUCUCUUUCUCUGUCUCUCUCUCUCUCUCACACACACACACACACUUGCACACACACAGCAUGCAUUACCAUAUCAAAAAAGUUAUGACAGCUGACUCUGUGUACGAAGAUGAGCAGGCGUGUGACGGACAGCUCGAGGGCAACUGUGUGCCUGCAUGUGUGUUUGUGUAACUGUCUGAUACGUGUGUGUGUGUGUGUCUGAGUGUGCAUUUGCGAGUGUGUGUUGUUUAAAUAUAGUGAAUUCCAGUGGGUUUUUCUUCGCUCCCUGGGAUCCUUGUGAACCACAGGGAGAGCUUCAGGGAAAACUGAGAAAUAGGAAACACUAAAGAAAGAGAGAGAGGCAGGAUAGGAAAGUGCAACCUGAGAGACUCUAGAUUGUAUCGUGAAACUGCAUAAUGACAUAAAAAGGUGUAAAUUGUAAAUAAUUGUGCACUAAUUUCAGAUAAGGAAAACUAACUCAGGUUGCACUCUCAGCCUUCUUUUGACCUCUGACCCCAAAGUAUUUGACUCCUGGCACCUGACCUCAUUAGCAGUGAGGGUAACUCUCUUCCCAUCAGCACAGCAGCAUUAUUAGCAGCUCUUGUAUUUAAAUAGCCCUCUUCAGCACUGCAUGGACACCAUACUGAGAACUAAUUCAACUUGAACUUAAGCCCAUGAACACGGUGGGAGCUGAACCCUUGAGGGCAGAGGUCUGAAACAAGACUCCUACCUGUAUUUGGAUAACAUGUUGGUCUGAAACCUUUUGUAAUUACAUCCACCUUGGCUUAGUCGUGGAGAAGAGAAACAACCAUGUAAAAUCUGCAGUGGUGUAUAGAGGGAUUGAUAAAAAUCGGAAAAACAGAAUUAAAAAGUAAAUUGCUCUGUAUUAGAAUGAACUUUGGUGUUCUGGUUCUGAUUAGGGGAAUGCCUCUGCUCCAUGUCAUGUAGUCAGAGCUAUUAGUGAGUCCAGAGGGAGUUUCACUGAUUGGAAGCUUCUGUGUCGAGGCUGGAGGUAGGUUACAAGGAGCCAGGGAGGGUGGUUUGGAUCUGGGCUCUGUCCAAGGCUGACCAGAGCGAUUGCCAGCUCCUUACCUCACAAUCUACCUCUAUGGUCAGUGUAACCGUUCCUUUUUAAAGACACUAUCAGCUCUAAUAUCCAGAUUUUUACCCGCUUUAUUGAUCCCAGAACUGGCUUUAAUACGUCUUCUUGUUUUUGUUAUUGCUUUCGAGUUUUGGACAGCACUUUAAGUAUUCUCAAAUGGUUACCAGUCAAGAUUGGAGGUUAUUAUAGUCAUCUAAGCACAAGAGCACUGUUUAUCGAUUGUUGCUUAACCCUAACCCUCUCCUGAAGGCAUAGCUACAGGAUGAAGAAAUGACUAGUUGAUCAGUUGUCUUGAACGGCAUGCAUGUAAAUGCCAACAUAUAUGCACACACAGUGAAGCUGUAUUAUGCAUUGUUAGAGAUAAAAUGAAUAAACUACGACAUGAAGAUACCGUGUAUAUAACAGGGCGACAGCAAUUAAGAUUCAAUUGAAAUAAUAUAACGGUAUUAUGCUGAUGGUGACAUGAUUAUUAUGAAUCACUUAAAACAAAGAUAUGAUGGAUCACUGCAGUUUGUUCUGACAACCCUUUCCUCUUAUGCUUCUUGAGCUACUUUUGCAAAAUUAAUACUUUUAAAAAGAUAUUGUAAAAAUUACAUUAUGGAUGCCUCUUAUCAGGGGGAGAGCAAGUUUUUGUCUUAAACCAUGGGUUCCUUUGAAGAAAUUACCCUCUUUAUCAUUUGAUCUUAAGAGAAGAUGUUGAAAAAAAGUGUCCUAAAAAUUGUUAUAUAUAAUUAUCAUUUUCUAUUUUCACUGCGUCAAAUCUAUUCACCAACUUUAUUUCAGUUCAUAAACAAUAAAAAAAAAAAAACGUGUAGAUUGGUUAAGCUUUAACCUUUUGCAUAUGCAUUUUUGUACUCUAUAUCUGUUUACGUACUCUAAAUAGCUGAUAUAGUCAUAAAAAAAGACCAAAACUUUUGUACCAAAAACUUAUAAAAAUUGCAAGAGGGUAUUAUUGUUUAUGAUAUAAAAACACUCUGGACUUUGCAUGACUAGCAAUUUACUGACUGACAUAGGAUAAAAAAUAAAUAAAAACAGUUGUUGUGGGUUUAAUUGUCAUCGUAAAAAGCAUAAUGGGUUGCUCGUGGUUAUUUUUAACUUACAAAGCACUCAAAGCCUGAUGUAAGAGAUGGAGUCCAAAUUUCAAAUUUUGUGUAAAAACGGCUCAUUUCCACCAAAUGGCAUGCCAUUUUGAUCAUCGAUGAAAAAAACACACUUUAAAAAUAAAUAUGGACUGAUUUAGAAAUAAGGAUUAAAAGUAACAGCUGUUCAGAUAGAAGGCAUAUAAGCACACAUGUACUUUUGAAGGACCUGUCAGCUCAAAUCACAUCCUUAAAUGCCUCCAAAUCCCUUCUUCCUGCAGUCGAUCAAAACUUAAAAGUUAGUGCAUCUGACAGAGUAAGACAAGUUUAAAAUCACUCCCACAGAUCACAGCUAUAAUAACCAUAACUCAUCCCAAAAGUCCCAAACAAUAAUGAUUUAAGAGUAAUCUGCUUUCUAUUGCGGUUUUAUAAAGUGUCAUCGAACAUUUUAUUGGGAACAGGAUCAUUAUCUGGACUGUGCAGGAAGAAUUGCCUAACACACAACAGGGUGUUCUGCAGCUUAAGGCAAUAAAUACAUUUUCCAGAAAAGUUACAUGUGGAGUGCUAAGUCAAAACAAAGUAUUGUCUUGUUUAACUUGAUCGAAUGAGCCCAGAAUGAUUUUGUAAUUCUAUUGCAUAAAUAGGAAAACAAGUACACUUUAUCAAUGCACAAAAACACAACAGCUGUGUUAAAGUGUUACAGAUGUCAAAAGACAAUUUUCAUUUUAUUUGUCACUGAAUGUAUGAAGAAGAAUUGAUAGUGCAUAUACACGCAAACACUUACACUGUAUAUGAUAUGAUAGUGUAUUCACACAUGCUCCCCUUCUGUCAAUAAUUAGAGUCAUAUUCUGUGUUUAAGUGAAUCCAAAUGUGCCUCAGUCUGGUUUCAGCAGAUGUGACAAACGGCUCGAAACGCUACCAGAAAUCAGCUGUGCACAGAAGCAUGCAAGUUACUGACAUUUGCAGUUUAAAGCCAUGUGCUGCCAUCAUCCAUCCAUCCAUCAUUGUGAGUCUGAUUUUAAGUCUGUCAGGCCUGCUGGUCACAGCUGCCCUGCCUGGCUGCAUUAUAUAUCCUGGUUAGAUGGCUAGAGUUUGAAAGCCAGAUUUUUUUUUUUUCCUCUCUUUGCAUGGGCAGGGCUGACUGAGCGCAGUUUGACAGUAUAUAUUUAAGUAUAGCACUUCUGUACUUGUGCUUCUGCAUCUGAAUGUGGCAGGGAGUGUAAGAAACUCCCUUCUGUGUGCUGGUUCUCAUUAUAACCAAACACCCAGAGGAAGAACAGGCCUCCAGACUGAUUUCUCCUGGCUAUGUUUGCAGAAAAACUUGGACACACACAUUUGUGCACACUCACACAUUUGUUUUUUUUUGUAAUUACUGACAAAGCCACUCUGUAAGUGCUUACAAAAUUGAACGGUUACUCAAUCUAGUGUUUGAAUAUAAUGAUCGGGUAUCUAAUGAGAAUCAACCAAAUCAGAAUCACACACUCAUGUUCAAAGAUUUGUUUUCUUGGUUUUGCAUCUUUAUUCAUUCGUCUCCUUUUCUGCGUCUUCUCAUCAUGUCCUAAUAUCAAAGCGUGUGUACGUGUUAGUGUAUGUGUAUUUGUCUAGGUGCCAGUGGGUGGAGGGAGGAAGACUCGGAGAAGAGAAGACUGUGUGUCCCUCCGCUCAUUAAUACCAUGUGGAGCUCCAAGCAGCGGCGGACUGCUGCUGAGCUUCCUGGCAAAGAUUUAGAAUACAAAUUAGCAGUGCACAACUGGUCUGAACUGGAACGCAGAAAUGUGACGUAAACAUAUGAGGGAUCAACUAUUACAACUGAGAAACCAUAUUUUCAUAGUAGUCUGUGACUGGCAUAGUUAACACAGGAUAAAAAUUAAAGCCUGCCAUGGGUUGAACCCACGUGCUUUAGUGAUGUAUAGUGCCCAGUGUAAGUCAGUACACCCCUUUUAAAAGUAGAGUAUUUCUCAAUAUCUAGAUGAGCAAAAGUACAAUUUCCAAAGUUUUGACAAAGCUGGGUUGACAAAACAUUUUUUUUUUUGCCAUAAGAUAAUAAUAGGAAGAUAUGGUAACUACAAUUUAGCUUUACUCCCAGAAAUUUAAUUGGCGUCUACUCAUUUUUGCAUCCUGAUUUUAAAUUGAAAAAGAAAAAAAAAAAAUUUUUUGUUUGCAACUUCAAAAAUCUUGUUUGCAAUCAAUGGCCCUCACUUUGGGUAGUAUUUUGUUGUGUAGUCUGACAUAGAAAAUGUUGAUUUUGAAAGGAAACUAAAGGUUUUCUGACAUUUCUAAAGGGGUGUACUCAUUUAUGCUGAGCACUGUAUGUCAAUAAUUAGUACUAUGAAAAAGACGAUUUCACCUGAUCAAACAGGCCGGAGGAGUCAGCCCACCCGAUCCCUGGGCCCGGCUUCGGAUAGCUGAGGCCUCUGGAGAGGUUGGAGGACGCUGCCUCGGUUGUGCUGGGCAGGUGAGUAUUGGCGCUCACUUUGCUUUGUACAACCUCCUGAUGGCGCCCUGUUGUAGUGUGAGCAUGGCCAUCCGCUUGCAGAGCUUCUGGACCCGGACCUCAUUGGCAGGGAGCUCACCAUUGGUGGUGAACUGCACAUAUCCCAAUUUGGGGUUAUUGGUUAUUGGAGGCAGGCCAAGCCCCCUAUGGUCUACCCAGAGCAACAGUUACACAUACAUUUUAGAUAUAAAAUGUUAUUUUAUCUCUAAAAUAUAUCUAUUAUUUUUACAAACGUAGCACUUGCGCAUCAGCUUCUUUUCUCCAGACCAGAGGCUUUCACUUGGGUGUUCCUCCUAACUUGGGAGAUAUCCGAACUAUACCCGAAGCUUAAUGAUGUUGUAGACUGUGUAUAGCAAAAACCACUGAAUGCUCAGUGAUUUUGGUAAAACACAAAUUGUUACUAUUCAGCCAUUCAUGUGGGUGAUAAGCCAGCUGUUCAGUGACCAAAUACAGAUGUGUAUUGACGCAGUUCUGGAUAAACUGCACAUAUCACAAUAUGGGAAUACUAGGAUAUGUCAUAGCUGAAUCGUUUUCCACAGAGAAAGGGAAAGAAAGAAAGAAAAAAGACAGAAAAACCUAAUUUAAAAGCACCGGGAGCAUCACCACCAAAGGUGAGCUUCCUGCCGAUGAGGUCCGGGUCUAGAACCCCUGUGAGUGGAUGGCCAUGCUCACACUACAACAGGGCACCGACAGGAGGUUGUGUCUAGCAAUGUGAGCGCCAAUACUCACCUGAUCCACACAACCUCCUCCAAGACAUUUUGGACUCCUCUGCCUGUUAUUCUGCCUUAGUGUGUGCCGAACCUGGACUCUUAAUAAACAUAUCUUUGCCUUCUGCAACCUCGGGUCUGCAUUUGAGUCUGUAACCACAGUCAGUUCCUGACAAAGAGUUGAUGCAGAGGUCUCUCUGUAAGUCACUUCGAGCAGAAAUGUUGAUAUACUGAACUUCAGUCAGACAGAUACCAGGCCCAGGUCUCCCUCUUUCCGCUCUCUUUCUCCCCACUGGUCCCUGUUUCCCUCUACUGUGUGGUCAUCGGUCUGGGCCCAUUUGGUGCGAAGUGGGUUCUGUGAAUGGCGGCAGGACAGGAAAUGAGGUUCUCCUCCUGCUGGGAGCAGUUCUGUAAACUCACAACAGCUGUGCAGGAUUUUCUAACAAAAACACUGAAGCCCUGUAUGACAUUUUUGCUUUAGAGCCCCCCAAAAUAUAGCGCUCAUUCUACGUCCGUCUGUUCUGUCUGUGAGACAAAAAUGUUCAUCCUCCUCACCAAUCAUGCAUACAUUUUCCUUCAAACUGCUUUACUCUCGUACCUCCCAGGCCCCAUUACUUUCCCCCUCCUGCUGCUGCCCAUGAACCCCCCACAGUCUAACCUCACACUCUGCAUGCCUUCCUCCCCAACAGCGCUUUGUAGGAGUCCAGUAACUAUAAAACUGGAGAUCUGCAGGGAAAAGCCUUGGAAUAGGAGAGGAAAUAAGCAUCCAUCAUUGUAUUAAAUCUAGAGCCCUGUAAAACAUCAGCACAGUUAACACGCUGAUAUUUUACAGCUUUACCAUAUUUGAAAUGAGGAGGCUGACACGUCUUCAAGUCAACAUUUGUCCUCAGUUAAGGCCGAUGGGAAUGGACCUUUAUUCAUUUAUAUAUUUUAGUCAUUUUGCCAUGAAGCAAAUAAUAGGACAAAGUAAGGGGAUCAGUGGGGUCUACAGGAGACUUUGUCUUUAAGGCAUGUUUGACCCAAGGUAUUAGCCAGACCUUCUAAUAGAUGAUCGACAUAAUAAGUAAAAAUAUUGAUCCUCCAGUUCAGGAGUGCAGACUAGAGAAUAAAAAACAUCUUCUGAAUAAAUAGUAAUUUGACCUUUUUAUUUAUUUAUUUAUUUUUAAUUUAAUUUAUUAAUUAAUUAAUUUAUUUAUUUGAGUGAUGUUUUUGUGCACUUUUCCUUUAAUAGAUAAGACAGCUCUAUAGAGAUAGGGGAUGUGGGGGAAGACAUGCAGCAAAGGAUCAUGCCCAUAGUCUCUACAUGUGGAGCACUAUAAGUCACACCAUUACUAGAUGUCUUCAUUAAUAGAGAAACCCCCACACCUUUUUUUAAACAUAUUUUUAACUCCUAAGUUUCUUCAUUCUUGAGUUUCUCUUUUGUAUUUAUCACUGCUGUAAAUUUUGGAAUUUCCCACUUCCCAAUUUUAUUUCCCACCCACUUUGCAGAUUUUUGACCAGGGUUUUUGACCAGCUUGAGCAAGCGCUGAUCUUUUGGUUCUGUAGGAAAAUCACUGGAUUAUCAAAGUUAUGGGGACCUUCUUGGAGAGGUUUCAUGGUCUUCUAUCAAAGCAUUUUUGAGAUCUGGACCAAAAUGGGCAUCCCAUCAACAGUAUCCUGGUUCACCUUCUUGUAGAUACCUGACUUAAAUUUAUCAUCUUGUUUCUUUCAGGUCUCUUGAAGCCUUGGACCUGUCCCACAACCAGUUCACCUCUGUCCCAGCGUAUCUCCCUCGACCCCUCCGUAAACUGGACCUUCAACAUAACAGCAUCAGUCUCAUCCCGGCCCUCGCCUUCCGUCACCUGAAGCCCGGCCUGCAGUCGCUUCGUCUAUCACAUAAUGUCUUGAGCAAUGAGGGGGCAGAGAGGGCCUCUUUUGUUGGGACAUACCGGUCGCUGAGUGAGCUCUUCCUUGACAACAAUCGACUGAAGGAGGUUCCUCGAAGUGUUCGGCAGUUUAAGAAUUUGCAGGUGCUCAGACUGGACAACAACCAGAUCAGGUAGGUACAUUUGUAUGAUCAGCAAGCACACAGAGAUAAGUCUUCAUUUAAUGGUCUUUGUAUGUUGUGUUUGCAGGUUCGUGAGACAGUGGGGGGUUUGCCAUCCUAAGAACACGGGCUCCGCUCUGGCUUCAGUCCACUUGGAGAACAAUCUCUUGGCGGUGGAGAGGAUUCCCUCCAACGCUUUCUCCUGUCUUAUCGAUGCUCAAGGACUAGUCCUCUAUCCACAGCAGCAGCAUUCAUAGAGCAGAAAGACCACAUUGUGGGACAGACAUACAUGAGCAGACUCAUACCCACAGAACACACAUGUGUAUCACCAUGACAUAUACAGCUACUUAUUUCUGUCUGGGGUUUUUCCAUAUCAUGUAGUUUACUUUAGUCAGUCAGACAGACUGUCAGUCAUUUUAUCGACUUCAAACCACCAAAAACUUUCAUUUCUUGUUUUUAAUGUAGGAAUUUAAAUAUCUUUUUGCUUCUGAGACUCUUUGAAGUUGAAAAGAAAUUUACAUUUUGCAGCUUUAACGGUCCAGAUCAUUUGCAGGGCUUGCAUAAGGAGAGGUGGAAAAAGGAAAAUCAAAUACAACAGGGAUACCAAGAGGGUCAUGAAGCAGUCAAAUCUUUGCCCUGCAGCCUGGGGUCUGUGUGCGAGAGUGAAAAUGUCUGGUGUGAACACAGUGUGAACAUAAGGGGCCCAUUAGGAAGGAAAACAUAAACAUCUCGCAGGUUUUCUAUCACCAGACCAGUUCCAACAUAAACAUCCACCACCAGCCACGCAGCAAAAAACAUUCAGAGUCACUCUAACUGUAUGCAAAAGGUGAUGUCAGUCUCUGUAGGGUUGUGUACCCUGGUUCGGUUGCAGGUAUUAGUGUGUGUGUGAGGAGUGGGGCACCCAUUAUUUGUAUUAGCAGCUGAAAAAACAGAAAAAAUGGAAGGAACAUGUUAACUAGGGACGUAACAGAAGCUGACUUUCAAGAUACAGUAGAGAGAUUGUUCUAGAAAGAGUCUUAGGUGGUCAGUGAAAGACGAUAGGAGCUGGAGUUCAUGACCAUGUGGCUAAAAGGAGUUUUAAAACAGAGGAGGGAGAGUGGCAGAGAGCUGGGGCACAUUUCAGCGCUUUUCCGGGAUCUAAAGCCACGGGAGCUCUGGUGUCCUUCCAACCUCACAGACAGUGACUUCCAGGAUUUUAAUGUUCUCUUUUUUCUCUCCUUCUCCCCCUUUAUCUCAAAGUCCAUCUCCUGCUGUUUGUCGGUCUCCUUAAGCUCUUUUCUCUCUCAUCUCCUCCUGCACAUGUAAGCUCAAAAAACACAACAAUACCCCAUUCUGCUGUCUCCACAUCUCCACAAUCUCAGCCCUUUUGGAGAUGCUUUAAAGACUGUGACGUGAAUAAAACAGCCUUGCUCAGAACAUUUCUGGGCUGGGGACCCAUAAAGUGAUGUUGGUGAGAGCAGCCGGAGGAAAAAGCACAAACCCAGUUGCACUCUGUUUUUGUUUUCUGCAAGG